Phycodurus eques (leafy seadragon) is the source of this 1248-nucleotide messenger RNA. RefSeq names its product glucosamine-6-phosphate deaminase 1 (gene gnpda1). The coding region runs from base 298 to 1125 and encodes 275 amino acids. NCBI's taxonomy places the organism in Eukaryota, Metazoa, Chordata, Actinopteri, Syngnathiformes, Syngnathidae. The record is from RefSeq and is a predicted model, not a curated record. Gene Ontology annotation, cellular component: cytoplasm. Gene Ontology annotation, biological process: D-glucosamine catabolic process; carbohydrate metabolic process; N-acetylglucosamine catabolic process. The transcript has 6 exons. Gene Ontology annotation, molecular function: identical protein binding; glucosamine-6-phosphate deaminase activity.
AACAAACCGCGCACGCACACACUUUGAGGCAGUAGCAACCCGCAACUAUUUUCUGUACUGUCGUUAAAGUUUUAGCUUUAACGUGUUCUGAAAGUUUUUGUGUAGCUUAUUUUUGCAACUCUAAUACAACAUCAUUAUUCUAAACGUACUGUAACUAGAUUAGGUUGCUAGAUGAGUCUAAAGUCCGAUUAGUCUAAAGUCUGAUGAAGGUGUGUUUUGUCCUCAAAUGCAUCGUGGUUAACUUCAGAUAAACUGCUAUAACUCCUCUUUUUUAUUUUUAUUUUUACAAACGGGAAAAUGAAACUGAUUAUCCUCAAUGACUACGACGCGUCGAGCGAGUGGGCAGCAAAGUACAUCAGGAAUAAGAUUUUACUUUUCAAACCUGGACCCUCCCGAUAUUUCACCCUUGGUCUUCCUACUGGAAGCACUCCGUUAGGCUGUUAUAAGAAACUGAUUGAGUACUACAAGAAAGGAGAACUCUCUUUCCAGUAUGUCAAGACGUUCAACAUGGAUGAAUAUGUGGGACUUCCCAGAGAUCACCCUGAGAGCUACCAUUCCUUCAUGUGGAAUAACUUCUUCAAGCACAUCGACAUACGAGCAGAGAACACGCACAUCCUCGACGGCAACGCUGCAGACUUGCAAGCUGAGUGUGACGCCUUCGAGGAGAAAAUAACAGCGGCCGGGGGAAUAGAGCUGUUUGUUGGAGGAAUCGGGCCAGAUGGCCACAUAGCCUUUAACGAGCCUGGAUCAAGCCUGGUGUCUAGGACGAGGGUGAAGACUUUGGCAAGGGACACCAUUGUGGCCAACGCCAGAUUCUUUGAUGGAGACCUCUCCAAAGUGCCCACCAUGGCACUGACUGUUGGAGUGGGCACAGUCAUGGAUGCAAAGGAGGUGAUGAUUCUCAUCACUGGAGCUCACAAGGCUUUUGCUUUGUACAAAGCCAUAGAAGACGGCGUGAACCACAUGUGGACUGUGUCCGCAUUCCAGCAGCACCCACAGACUGUUUUUGUAUGUGACGAAGACGCCACUCUGGAACUGAGGGUCAAGACUGUGAAAUAUUUCAAAGGGAUGAUGCAUGUGCACAACAAGCUGGUAGAGUUACCUGAUUUAGAGCCCAAGAAAUGAGGAUAUUUUAAAUAAAAAAUUUUUUGUGAUUAUGCAUUUUAAGAAAAUACACAUUCCAAUGACUCCUCUGUACUAAGGCAGGGAAACAUGGGUGGAGAAUCAAGUUUUUGUUUUUACAACUGU